Messenger RNA from Poecilia latipinna (sailfin molly), 663 nucleotides. Its product is annotated as myosin-7-like. Gene Ontology annotation, cellular component: myosin complex. NCBI's taxonomy places the organism in Eukaryota, Metazoa, Chordata, Actinopteri, Cyprinodontiformes, Poeciliidae. The transcript is spliced from 5 exons. The record is from RefSeq and is a predicted model, not a curated record. Bases 16 to 648 code for a protein of 210 amino acids.
CAUUGCUUGUUAUUCAUGCUAAUAACUGAGUUGGCAUUUCUUCUCCAGUUUCUCUUCCAGGAUUCCCUGACCACUGAUGCUGCCAUGAUGGCUGAAGAGCUGAAGAAGGAGCAGGACACCAGUGCUCACCUGGAGAGGAUGAAGAAGAACCUCGAGGUUACAGUCAAGGACCUGCAGCACCGGCUGGAUGAGGCUGAGAACCUCGCCAUGAAGGGUGGCAAGAAGCAGCUCCAGAAACUGGAGCAGAGGGUGCGUGAACUGGAAACUGAAGUUGAAGCCGAGAAGAAACGCGGAGCUGAUGCUGUUAAAGGAGUCCGCAAAUAUGAGAGGAGAGUUAAUGAGCUGACCUACCAGACUGAGGAGGAUAAGAAGAACAUCACCAGACUUCAGGGUCUGGUGGACAAGCUGCAGCUCAAAGUAAAGGCUUACAAGAGACAGGCCGAGAAGGCUGAGGAGCAGGCCAACACCCACAUGUCCAGACUCAGGAAAGUCCAGCAUGAGAUGGAGGAGGCUCAGGAGCGUGCUGACAUCGCUGAGUCUCAGGUCAACAAGCUCAGAGCCAAGAGCCGUGAUGUUGGAAAGGUACCUAUUUGGACAAUACUCUCAGUUAAUUACACAUUAGAACCAUAUUGUGACAUAUUGCAAUAAUCUACAAUAUGUCAA